CAUCCCAGUACUAACCAAGUGUCUAUCACCUAAAUUCCUGACUGGAGAGUGGAGGGAUUUUGUCUUCAGGGAGGAUGAUGUCCUGAUACUGGCUUUCCCCAAGUCAGAACACUGAUCAGUUCUGGAUUGUGGUGGUGUAAGGAAUUGAACCUGGGACACUGGAGUCUCAGGCAUAAGAAUCUCUUUGCAUGACAACUAUGCUAUCUACCACUGAAACAUUGGGAAUCUUAUCACAAAAUAGUCAACUGUCCCAUUUUGCCAUUUAAAUAUCUGUAAUUUUUACUAGUCAUUGGAACCAACUGAAUAGAAAGUGGACUCACUGGAUGAUGGAAAUCCUCUCCCUGAUCCGCACCAAGGGAGAUCCCAAGUGGAUCCAAUCUGUGCCCAUUUGGGACCGUUCACCCUGGUUAGAAGCCAAGAACUUGUAUGAAGCCUUAGAGGCACAGGAAGGUCCACGUCUCAUCAGCUCCCACCUCCCAAUCCAGCUCCUCCCCAAGUCUCUCUUCACUUCCAAAACCAAGAUUAUUCAUCUCAUCAGAGAUCCCAGAGAUGUCCUGGUGUCUGGUUAUUUUUUCUCAAAAAUAUUUUCUUAUACAGAGCCAUCAGCUUCACUGCAAGUACAUUUUGAGAGGUUCCUGCAAGGAAAUGUCAGCUAUGGAUCCUGGUUUGAGCACACACGGGGCUGGAUGACCAUGAGAGGGAAGGAGAAUUACCUGAUGCUGAGUUAUGAAGAGCUGAGGAGGGACACAAGGAGCACCAUAGAGAAGAUCUGCCAGUUCCUGGGCAAAACCUUAGAGCCAGAAGAGUUGAACUCAGUCCUCAAACACAGCUCCUUCCAGGCUAUGAGAGAAAACAAGAUGUCUAACUACACACUUGCUGAUGGUGUUUUUGUGAAUUUGAAGAAUGGGUCAUUUCUGAGAAAAGGCAUUUCCGGGGACUGGAGAAACCACUUGACGGUGGCCCAGGCAGAGGCCUUUGACAGAGCAUUCCAGGAGAAGAUGGCGGGUCUCCCUCCAGAGCUGUUUCCCUGGGAGUGACGUCUGAACCAAGUCUCUAGAUUCCUUGUGACUGUUGCUCACUGUUCUCUCAUCUGUCUAUGUGUCGGGUCGGUGAAUAAAAUUACUUAUUUCAGGUGGGAGCAUGGACUUCUCAAAUCCAAGAACCUACAAUGGCUUUGAGAAUUACUAUAAUGACUAUAAAUGGAUUUCGAAUUCAUUUUUCUUUUUUCCUUCCAAUUUCUUUUUCCUUCUUUUCUUCCUUCCUUUGAGAGAGAAUCUCCAAAAAUUAAGCCCCCGAAUACACUUAUAGUCUGUGUUUAUAAUAUGAUUAUAGUGUGUUUGUAAGAAUGCCCCAGAGGGGGAUUGGAGGGGGGAGAGACAGCAUAAUGGUUAUGCAAACAGACUCUCAUGCCUGAGGCUCUAAAGUCCUAGGCUCAAUCCCCCACACCAUCAUCAGCCAAAGCUGAACAGUACUCUGGUUAAAAUAAAAAAAGCCCCAGAAGUUGCUUAUUAGAAAGCUGGGUGUUAAAUAUAAUUACUAGAAAGCCCUAUUACUCUGACCACAUCAGUCUAGAGUAAUUCCAAGAAUAUCUCUGUCCCCAAGGCCACGGGGGAAGAAGGCCCCUAGCAGGAAGGCCAGAGCUGGGUGGGGCCAACAUAGAGCUAAAAGGGGGAGAAACGGUUGGGGGAGAGGGGGGUGGGCGGUAGCACAGCUGGUUAAGCACACGUGGCUAAGCACACCUGGCAUAAAGCGUAAGGACCUGCGGGAGCCCCGGGUUUCCCCACCUGCACAGGAUUCACUUCACAGACGGUGAAGCAGGUCUGCAGGUGUCUGUCUUUCUCUCCCCCUCUCUGUCUUCCCCUUCUCUCUCCAUUUCUCUCUGUCCUAUCCAACAACAACGACAUCAAUGACAAUGAUAAUAAUAAACACAACAAUGGUAAAAACGACCAGGGUAACAAAAGGGAAAAAUAAAAAUAAAAAAAGGGGGGAGAGCCCUGCCCCACUAGGAAAAGAGAGAGACAGGCUAGGAGUAUGACUCGACCUGCCAACACCCAUGUUCAGUGGGGAAGCAAUUAUAGAAGCCAGACCUUGCCCCUUCUGCACCCUAUAAUGACCCUGGGUCCAUACUCCCAGAGGGAUAAAGAAUAGGAAAGCUAUCAGGGGAGGGGAUGGGUUAUGGAGUUCUGGUGGUGGGAACUGUGUGGAAAUGUACCCCUCUUAUCCUAUAGUCUUGUCAAUAUUUCCAUUGAGUAAAUAAAAAUUUAAAAAAAGAACUAAGGGGACACACAUAUUAUUAAGUCACAUAUAUUAUUAAGUCACAGUGGUACAUAAUAGAAAAACUGAAUGUGCAGAAGGUUUGACUAAGUGCAGGAGUUUGAGAUUGUGCAAGUGGUCAUGCAGAAGGUCAAGUAAGUAAAAUCAAAGAAUGGAGACUGAGUAAGCAGUAGAUAAAUAGAGCACAAGGCCAGAAAAAUGAAAUGCCUUAUAUGAAAAAUAGAAUGUACUAUCUGCAUCAAUAGUGGCAAAGGCUAACUGCCAUAUUUUGCUUUUGUAUUUCUUUCCUGCUUGCUUGCAAAAGCUGCUUGCCACAUCUGCUGCUAUAACUUGAGCCUGCUUCCUCAGUGCUAGAGAGUAUAAAAACUGAAACUGCGCCUUUGUUCAGGGCCAUGAGUUUUCAGAGUGAUCUGAAUUCUCGGUCCAUGCAGAUAAACUCCUUUCUCCUUCA
Messenger RNA from Erinaceus europaeus (western European hedgehog), 2725 nucleotides. Its product is annotated as sulfotransferase 2A1-like. Gene Ontology annotation, biological process: sulfation. The coding region runs from base 324 to 1037 and encodes 237 amino acids. Gene Ontology annotation, cellular component: cytoplasm. Gene Ontology annotation, molecular function: sulfotransferase activity. NCBI's taxonomy places the organism in Eukaryota, Metazoa, Chordata, Mammalia, Eulipotyphla, Erinaceidae. The transcript has 7 exons. The record is from RefSeq and is a predicted model, not a curated record.